AUGCCACGAGUAUCAGAAAGGAAACAAGUAAUUGCAGCUUUAGAGCAACAAUUCAUCGAUACAACAUCUGCAAUGACCGAAGAUAUCAGAUUAUUGUUGCGAAUGUCAGAAAUUAUUAAUGACGAAGACAUGGUCAGCUAUUACAAAGACGUUGCAAGUAUCUACGAAAUAUACCUGGCGGGCGAAAUUGACGUUUACAAUGACAUGAAGGCAAAGAUCGAAAGCUCGAGAUAUUUACACAAGGGAAAAAACGAUGCUCCGAAAUUCAUGACAAAAGAAGAGAGUCUUGAUCAUUUACUUGAUUUGGAUGAAGAAGGAUUUCUAGAAGAGUUUAGAAUGAGUAAAGCAUCGUUUUACAAGAUCCACGACCUCGUGAAAGACCAUUUUCUGUACAGAUCAACAGCAAAGUCGAUGCAAACUGACACGAGACUUCAGAUUGCCGUUGUUCUCAGACGAUUACAAGCAAAUAGUAACACUUUAUCAUUAAACGCACUGUCCAACUUAUGGGGAGUUGGAAAGGGAUCUGUAAAUAACUUCACCAAUCGAUUCUUUAAUGUAAUUCUAUCCUUGGAAAAGGAAUUUGUUCACUGGCCAAGAGAACAUGAGAAACAGGAAAUCAUAAAAGAAAAUAAGAAACCACUUGGAUUCCCAGACCUUGUCGGUUUUCUGGGCGGCUGUACCUUUCAACUUGCACAUGUGCAAUCCUGGAAGCCAGAGCGAUUCAGUGGGCCUGACUCCAAGUACUAUGUGAACAGCAUCGGAAUCUGCGACCACAAGAUGAGGAUCCGGUACUUUGCUCAACCUGUCGAACUUGGGAACUCGCCUGACCUGCGUAUCUUUUCGGAUUGUGAGCUGGGCCGGUUUCCCAAAAGAUUCUUCUUUGGAGAUGAGUAUGUGCUGGCCAGCCGUGGUGGAUAUAAACCCCUCGAGUAUCUGGUUCCUGUUAAGACCAAAGAACCAGGACAGGAAAGGCUACCCAAAUCCGACGAGGUAUUCAACUCCUACAUUUCGAUCAUGUGUCUCAAGAUCAAUCAUGCGUUUGGGAUCCUUAAGGAGCGCUUUUCUUCUCUCAAUGAAAUUCCGGUCAAAGUCAAGAAUAUGGAUGAUGCAAAGUUGGUCAAUGAGUGGAUCCGAGUUUGCAUUAUUCUGAAUAACCUAUUGAUGGAUCAAGAAGAUGAUAAGUGGACCAUCCAAGUCAAGGCUGAGUGGGCUGAAAAGGGCAAGGCUGAUAUAAAGAGGAUCAGAAAAGAAGUAUCAGGCGAGGAUUGUUAA
Molecule: messenger RNA, 1272 nt
Organism: Phycomyces blakesleeanus NRRL 1555(-)
Lineage: Eukaryota; Fungi; Mucoromycota; Mucoromycetes; Mucorales; Phycomycetaceae
Exons: 2
Coding region: 1-1272 (423 amino acids)
Source: RefSeq, a predicted model, not a curated record